Linepithema humile (Argentine ant) is the source of this 1642-nucleotide messenger RNA. NCBI's taxonomy places the organism in Eukaryota, Metazoa, Arthropoda, Insecta, Hymenoptera, Formicidae. The record is from RefSeq and is a predicted model, not a curated record.
AUGAUCGAGUGGCUUCACAUUGAUGUCACCUACAUCUGCACAUUUAUGGAGUCCAUGCCGAAGAGAAUUGCUACUGUUCAAUCAACAACAUCAAAGCCGAUAGAACAAGCACCUGAAGAAGAUGAAAUAGAAGGCGAAGACAUGCUUGAAGAAAAUGAGGAGCACAAAGCUCCUACGACAACAACUGAACCGUCUACAAAGAAACUUCGAAAUAAUAGUGGCGUUAGACCCUUCAGAUCUAACGAGGAUCUUUUGGCUGCCUUAAAGAGGAGAAGAGCCCAGACCGGAUCUAGUAGUCAUCCACGAGAAACUAGUACGAUACAUUCUGCGGUAGAACACACUACAGCCAAGUCAAAAGCUGUCACAAACAGUCGUAGCAAAGCCAGCACAAGUGGCGAGACAAAAACGUCAGGUCGUGCUAGAUUCGGUGGAAGAGGAAGUAAAACUGUUCAAGAGGAAGUCGAGGAGACCCAGCGGGAGGAAAUCCAAGUGAAACCCAAAGCCAGCUCCUAUCGCAGGAGUGGUUAAAUUAAAUGGAUUAUCAAUCUGUCUAAAUUUAUUGAUUUCUUAGAAUACGAAUUCUACGACGAUCUAUCAAAACGCUUAAAACUGUUACUUUUCACACUGUAAAAUGUAAAGAUUCUAUAAAACUCGAAUUCUUACAAUAAAUGCCGCGAAUCCCGAGCAAAAGCUCAAUUUCUGCACGAACUUUAAAUACAAUUAAUACUAAAUAAAGAUUGUAAUAAAAGACCGUGCACGAUUCUUAUGGAGAAACCGUGUUUGGUCAAAUUGUUUAAAUUUUUGAUAUGUUAUAGUUCGUGUGUCUUUUAUCAAAAAACUUAAUGAAUAAAAUCCUCAUAUGUAAAGUUUUUGAGUUAUAGAUAUUUGAACAUCUUUUUCACAAGAUCCGUGCUUUAUAUGCUAGUCUAGCUUGUUAUAUAUACUUGCCUGUGUAUGCAUAUUUUUGUGUGCAUGGAUAUCCAUAGAUGUUAAUGCGUGUAUGCUACUUUUAUUUAUUGAUGGAAGUUGGUGUACUUAUGGUCGGCUGCUUCACUUUAGCGCUACGACACCAAUAUUCUCAGCGCUUGGUCGCUAGCCGGCAGGUAUGUACGACAAACUCGAGUAGGCAAUCAUACAAAUGGAUCUUGUGAAAAAGACAUUCAAAUGCCUAUAACUCAAAAACUGUAUAUACAAAGGUUUUGCUCAGUGAGUCUUUUGUUCAGAGAUAUGAGAACUAUAACAUAUUAACAAUUUAGACAAUUUAACUGAACAAGGUUUUUCCAUAAAAACCGUUCUUUUUAACUCAAAUCAUAUAAAGACAUCUCAUCUUUCUCGAAAAACGGCAGUUUUGUUCACAUCUCGCCAUAUGGCAUUAAAAGCAUAAGCGAUUAAAGCAUUCAAUUGAAAAGAGAAUGCUUAUUGUUUAUUAUGUAAAGCAUGUUAAUCGGAGAAGAAAUCAUUGAUAACACUACAUAUACAGGGUGAGUCAUUUUAAGUGACGCAUUUUUUUCGUAAACUAAGACUUGUAUCAAAAAAUGUUUUGUACAAAAGUUUUAUAACUUCAAGGGGGACAUAAGAUGGUGCCAUUGGUUUAACCUAGAGUGUACACGCCAAGGUUAUAUGGAGUCAACUUUGUUUUUUA